CCUUCUUAUAUAAGGUGGUGCCACAGUCCUUGUAUUUACACCAAAUCUCUCCCACUCUUCUACUACACAAAACCCAACUUCAACAACAAUUCUCUUAAAUCACUGUCUGCGUUAACACAAAUACCAACAUCAACAACAAAGCAGAACCGAUCACACACCCAGCAAUCACACCCCAUCCUUCAAAAUUAGCCACAAGGAGGUUAAAACAUCAUCCUAUUGAGUUCCAUGAAUCCUAUUGAGUUCACCCAAACCACAAAUGAGGCCAUUGUUAAGGCUCGUGAUCUGGCUUUGUUUGCCGGACACGUACAGUUUACACCUGUUCAUGUAGCAGUGGCUUUGAUCUCUGAUCAUAAUGCUAUCUUUUGGCAAGCAAUCCUGAAUGCUAGUGGUAGUGAAGAAGGCCCAAACUUAGUUAAGAGUAUAUUCAAUCAGGCAAUGGAGAAAUUUCCCACCCAAAACCCUCCCCCGAAUACAAGUGCAGCAAGUACACCACUAAUUAAUGCCAUUCACUGGGCUCAGUCCUCACGGAAAUCCCAAGAUGACACACAUUUAGCCAUUGAUCAAUUGAUCCUUGGUCUUUUGGAAGAUUCCAAAAUUGGAGAUCUUCUUAAAGAAGCUAGGGUCAGUACCUCAAGGGUGAAAUCGGAGGUCGAGAAGCUUCGUGAUGCAAAACCAACAAAGAUAGAAAGUGAUUCUCAAACUGUUGAGGUUAUUGCUUCUGGAGAUAUUGUAUUUCAAGCUCUGAAGACUUAUGGUAGUGACCUCUUAGAGCAAGUUGGAAAGCUUAACCCUAUGAUUGGUAGAGAUGAAGAGAUUCAGAGGGUUAUUGAGAUUUUAUCAAGAAGAACCAAGAACAAUCCCAUUCUUACUGGAGAGCCUAGUGUUGGCAAACUAGCAGUGGUUAAAGGUUUAGCUCAGAGAAUUGUUAAAGGGGAUGUUCCUAGUAAUCUUGUUGAUGUGAAGCUAUUUGCAUUAGAUAUAAGGGAUUUGGUUGCCAAAGCAAACUCUACUCAAGAGUUUAAGGAAAGUUUGAUAUCAGUUCUCAAGGAAGUAGAAGAGGCUAAAAGAAAAAUUAUCAUUUUCGUUGAUGAAAUACACAUUGUUCUUGGUGCUAGUCAAAUUCAAAAUUACAUUGUUGCUUCCAAUCUCUUCAAACCAAUGUUUGCUAGAGGCCAGAUCAGAUGUAUUGGUGCAACUACUCUUGAGGAGUAUAGGAAAUAUGUUGAGAAUGAUACUGCUUAUGAGAGGUGGUUUCAACAAGUUAAUGUGGCUGAGCCAAGUGUUGCAGAUACAAUUACUACUCUUGAAGAGCUCAAAGAGACAUAUGAAGAACAUCAUGGUGUUAGAAUUCAAUAUCAAGCUCUUGUGGUUGCUGCACAAUUGUCAGCUCGAUAUAUCACUGAGUGUCGUUUGCCAGACAAGGCAAUUGACCUACUUGAUGAAGCUUGUUCAAAUGUCAAGGUCCAACUUGAUAGUCAACCUGAAGAGAUCUAUAAUAUAGAAAGGAAAAUAGCUCGGUUAAAAAUUAAACUUGAUGUUCUUGACAAGGAGAAAGACCAAGAUAGUAGGGCUCAGCUUGUUGAAGUAAGAAAACAGUUUGAUGAUUUGGGGGACAAGCUUCAACCUUUGAAGAUGAAGUACACAAAAGAAAAGGAAAGGAUGGAUGAGCUUCGCAGACUCAAACAAGAAAGAGCGGAGCUCUUGUUGGCAUUAGAAAAGGUUCAUAAAGGAUUCAAUUUACCUAGAGUUGUGGAAUUGAGACGCGGUCCAAUUCAAGAAGUUGAGGAAGCAAUAGCAAAGCUUGAAAAGAUCAUAGAGGAAAAUGUAAUGGUGACGGAUAUUAUUGGACCAGAACAAAUAGCAAAAGUAGUGAGUCGUCGAACUAGCAUACCUGUGACGAAGCUUGACCAAAAUGAGAAAGUGAGGUUGAUGGACUUUGCUAAUGGGUUGCAUCAAAGAGUGGUGGGACAAGAUGAAAUAGUCAAGGCUGUUACCGAAACUGUGUUGAGGUCGAGGCUUGGGCUGGGAAGGCCUCAACAGCCCAUUGGUUCGUUCCUUUUCUUGGGUCCAACAGGUGUUGGGAAGACUGAGCUUGCUAAGGCUCUUGCGGAACAAUUGUUUGAUGACAUAAAUCUAUUGAUUCGGUUUGACAUGUCUGAAUUUAUGGAGCAACACUCAGUUUCCCGAUUAAUUGGUUCUCCGCCUGGCUAUCUUGGGCAUUUGGAAGGUGGGCAACUCACAGAAGCUGUGAAGAAACAACCAUAUAGUGUUAUAUUAUUUGAUGAAGUAGAGAAAGCACAUUCCAAUGUUUUCAAUACCUUGCUUCAAGUUUUUGAUGAUGGAAGGUUGACUGAUGGCCAAGGCUGCACAGUCGACUUCACCAACACACUCAUCAUUAUGACUUCCAAUAUUGGAGCUGAUUAUCUUUUGAAGGCAUUAAUGAACAAGUGUACAAUGGAAAGUGCUCGGGAGUCAGUGAAGCAAGAGGUGAGGAAGCACUUCAAGCCCGAGUUGCUUAAUCGGCUAGAUGAGAUAGUAGUAUUUGAUCCUCUUUCUCAUGAGCAACUGGCCAAGGUUGUGAGGCUUCUAUUGAAGGAUGUUGCAAUCCGCGUGGCUAAGAAGGGUGUUGCCUUAAGUGUGAGUGAAGCAGCAUUGGGUGUUAUGUUAGUGGAGAGUUAUGACCCCGCAUAUGGUGCAAGACCUAUUCGAAGAUGGUUGGACAAGUGGGUGGUAAAUAAGUUAACAGAUACGCUUUUAAAAAGUAAGGUUGAUGAAAAUUCAACUGUUUAUAUAGAUGCUGCGUCUAACGGGCACGAGUUGACAUAUCAAGUUGAAAAGGAUGGGGGAUUAAUGAAUGGCGCUGGGCAAAGGUCAGACUUCUUUUUUCGAAUCCAUGAUGGGCCGAGGAGU
Molecule: messenger RNA, 2910 nt
Organism: Camellia sinensis
Lineage: Eukaryota; Viridiplantae; Streptophyta; Magnoliopsida; Ericales; Theaceae
Product: chaperone protein ClpB1
Biological process (GO): cellular response to heat
Cellular component (GO): cytoplasm
Molecular function (GO): ATP binding; ATP hydrolysis activity
Source: RefSeq, a predicted model, not a curated record